UCCUAGCUGGCUUGUUUCCAUCCGGUCACUUUCGGCAGACGGACUGAAGCAACAUGACAACUGCAGCUAAUGAAAACAUGACUGUGGAUGUGGGAGAAGGAGCAGAGAUUGACAAUGAGGCCAAACUGCAGAUAUUAAAAGGGGCGGCCUUCCUGACCACGGUGGCGUCUGCAGGGAUGCUGGCAGGGUUCGGCUCCACGCUGGCGCUCGCCAAGAAGAAGAGCCCGGGCUGGUUUAGUAAGGGUGUAACGGCGACGGCGGCGGCCCCGGAGAGCGGCGCGUCUCUGGCCCUCAGAGCGCUGGGUUGGGGCUCUCUGUACGCCUGGUGUGGAGUCGGCCUGCUCAGCGUCACAGUGUGGAAAGUCCUCGGCGUUCACAGCUUGUCAGAGUUCAGACAGAAGAUGCAGUCUUUCUUCCCGUCCAUCCCCAAAACCUCAGACGCUGCAGCUGGAUCCCAAGAUCUGGAUUGGGACUCUGUCUUCAAGUCUAACUGGCGUCCAACAUCUGGACUGGGACUGUCUUCAAUUCUAAAUGAUCUGCAGCUGGAGUCCAACAUCUGGCCUGGGACUGUCUUUAAGUUUAAAUGAUCUGCAGCCCAACAUCUGGACAGGGACUGGAUGCAGCUGUCCUUGAAAAAGAGCCACAAAGAUGAAUUGAUUAGUUGUCAACUGUUAAAAUAAUCUACUAUUCUGAUAAUCCAUUAAUCAGUUUGAGUCAUAUUUUUAUGAUAAACGUGAUGUCAGCUUGAUACAUGUGCAUGUCUUCUAGUCUCUUCUCUCCUCUGGGACAGUAAACUGAAUAUAUUUGAGUUGUGGACAAAACAAGACAUUUGAGGACGUCAUCUUGGGAAAACACUGACUCACAUUUUAGAGUCUAAACAACUCAUCCAUUCAUCCAGCAAGUAAUCGGUAGUUGCAGCACAAGAGCCUCCAAGUCAAAGUGCACGUGUUGUGUAUAUUUGUAAAGAUGUCUGUUUCUCUAGUACAUUGAGUUGGUUUGUUUAUUUAUUUUAUCCUGGAAGAAGUGAAAUCACCAAACCUACCAGACUCUAGUAUAUAUUCAGGACUUUAAGCGUGUACAGAGCAGUAUAUCUCCACCAGACUCCAUGUCAAUAAUCACUACUUUCCGC
Messenger RNA from Etheostoma cragini (Arkansas darter), 1129 nucleotides. RefSeq names its product transmembrane protein 242 (gene tmem242). The record is from RefSeq and is a predicted model, not a curated record. NCBI's taxonomy places the organism in Eukaryota, Metazoa, Chordata, Actinopteri, Perciformes, Percidae. The transcript is spliced from 5 exons. Bases 54 to 587 code for a protein of 177 amino acids.